This is a messenger RNA of Trifolium pratense (red clover), 1559 nucleotides long. Its product is annotated as peroxidase 16. The record is from RefSeq and is a predicted model, not a curated record. Gene Ontology annotation, molecular function: peroxidase activity; heme binding. Lineage: Eukaryota; Viridiplantae; Streptophyta; Magnoliopsida; Fabales; Fabaceae. Gene Ontology annotation, biological process: hydrogen peroxide catabolic process; response to oxidative stress. The transcript has 4 exons. Bases 263 to 1240 code for a protein of 325 amino acids.
AUCUAACAUUAGCCAGACUGUCCAUGUAACACACCUUUGUUUUCAUUCUCAUCAAUCAAUAAUUCUCCAAUUAUUGUCCUCCAAAAGUGUAACCCUUUUCAUUUCUUACUAAUUAUUUAAUUACAUGUCAACUACAAUAUUUUCAUUCAUUAUAUAAGCUAUCUCAAGUUGGUUUCAUGUUAACUAACUAUAAAUAAGUAGACUCAUAAAUGUUGCUUAAACAACAAUUAUAGCAGCUAGCAUAACAGAAUACUAAUUAGUUAUGGAAGCUCCAAGCUUUGUUUUCUUGUCCUUGCUUCUUAUCCUCACUGCUACAACAACUUCAGCUCAACUUACUCGUGGCUUCUAUAACAAUGUAUGUCCCAAUGUCGAACAAUUGGUUCGGUCUGCUGUGAAUCAGAAGUUUCAACAAACAUUUGUGACUGCUCCUGCCACUCUUAGACUCUUCUUCCAUGAUUGCUUUGUCAGGGGUUGUGAUGCAUCGGUUUUGAUUCAAUCUCCAAACAAUAAGGCAGAGAAGGAUCAUCCUGAUGAUAUAUCACUAGCUGGUGACGGCUUUGACACUGUUGUUAAGGCCAAGGCAGCCGUUGAUAGAGACCCUAAAUGCCGAAACAAAGUCUCUUGUGCUGAUAUACUUGCCCUCGCUACUAGAGAUGUCGUCAAUUUGGCAGGGGGGCCAUUUUAUAAUGUCGAAUUGGGAAGGCGUGAUGGAAGAAUAUCUAAUUUGGCUGGUGUUCAACACAAUCUUCCUGGCCCUCAUUUCAAUUUGAAUCAACUCAAUUCCAUGUUUAGCCUCCAUGGCCUCUCCCAAACAGAUAUGAUUGCAUUAUCAGGUGCACAUACAAUUGGAUUCUCUCACUGCGGCCGCUUCUCAAAAAGAAUCUACAGAUUCAGCCCAAGAACUACAAUUGACCCAUCAUUAAAUUUACAAUAUGCUUUUCAGCUAAGGCAAAUGUGUCCAUUAAAAGUUGAUCCUAGAAUUGCCAUUAACAUGGAUCCUGUCUCACCUAAAACGUUUGACAAUCAAUACUUCAAGAAUCUACAGCAAGGAAAAGGACUCUUCACUUCUGAUCAAGUGUUGUUUACAGAUUCAAGGUCAAAGGCCACAGUCAACUUAUUUGCAUCAAAUGAAAAAGCUUUUGACAGUGCUUUUAUUACUGCUAUUACUAAGUUGGGAAGGGUUGGUGUUAAAACUGGUAAUCAAGGUGAAAUUAGGAUUGAUUGCUCCAGGGUCAACUAGAAAAAGUACUGUUGUUAUGGCAUCAUCGACCGACCGGGAUUCUUUGCAUUAAUAAAAGCACGCAGUUAUAUCUUAUAUGCACUAGUCAAUGUCAAUCUCAUCUAUUGAUUUGAGAUUAGACGGUUUAAAUUACGUGUUUAUAAAAUCUGUUUUAAAUUAUUAGAUCAUCAGUUAAGAUCAGACGGUGGAAAUCAGUAACUGCAUCAUGUAGUUACUGCAGAGUCUAUUUCCAUCAUCAUAAUUGUUUUUGAGGGUUUAUGAGUUUUGUAUAUUUGGUGAUUCAUUGUUCUAUUAAUAAUUGAUUGAGUUCAUUGAGGUA